CGUGGUGGGUAGGAUUAGACUUCAUAGUUUGCUCUUGUACACUGGCUCUCUUUUUGAUGAGUUAGUAUUGGAUUACAGGUUCACACGCUAGCCUCUAGACCGCCCGUCGCCCCGACCAAUUGCUCCAUUCAUUCCAAACGCCGGAGACGGCGUCGCCCCUGAUUGGUUAUCAGCCUUGGGCUAAGAAACUUUCCCACGGCCAGCGCGUGCUGACAGCCGGCCAGCCACUCAUCACAACCGGGACAGACAGCCACAGUGCUUGCGGAUGGACGGACGGACACUGGGGCGAGUGUGUCACGAACCGAAAGUCUAUUGGACCCCUGUCAAAUUUAUUCAUAGAACGGGGUGUGUCUGUGCCAUAGAGUUUGCUUGCAACUGUGCCGUCACUCAAACUCAUGGCUGUCUCGUAAUUGGCAAGUUAUGGUGCCAUGUCCCGCCCCUCCUGGGUGGCAGUCGUGUAGAAAUUAUACGGUGGGAAGGCUUGGUCCUUCAAACGGAUCAACUCGAGGUGUACCUGACAGACGCACAGCGACUCGGAGAAUUGGGAGACUUGGACUUUAUAUAUAUACACUGUAGUGUACUCUGAACGAGGGAAAAACAGCAGCGGAUUAAAAUGAAACGGAUUCACGAUUUUAGCUCAUCGGACAGCGAGCUGGACGAGAACAUUGAGGUUGAGAAGGAGAGUGCGGAUGAAAAUGGGAACGUGAUUUCACCCCUUGGGCCGAUGUCUCCAUCAACAAAAACUCAAGUGAAUGCGAGGAAGCGCCGUCGAGGAAUCAUUGAAAAACGGCGCCGCGACAGAAUCAACAACAGCCUCACGGAGCUGCGUAGACUGGUCCCCAGCGCGUUUGAGAAGCAGGGUUCAGCUAAACUGGAGAAAGCAGAGAUUCUGCAGAUGACGGUGGAACAUCUGAAGAUGCUUCAUGCUGCUGGAGGAAAAGGUUACUUUGAUGCCCGUGCUCUGGCCACGGACUACCGAGGUCUGGGUUUCAGGGAGUGUCUGGCUGAGACAGCCCGCUACCUGAGCAUCAUCGAGGGGCUGGACAGCGCUGACCCCCUGAGGAUCCGCCUGGUCUCCCACCUGAAUAGCUACACGUCCCAGAGAGAGGCCCUCUCCAUCUCUGGGAUAGGGCACCUGGCCUGGGGCUCUGCCUUUGCGUCGCCCCCCUCCGCCCAACUGGCCCACCUCCUCCUACGGCAGCAGCACCAUCAACAUCAGCAGGGGGCGACGUUACAGUUACCACGGAGCGCCUCCAACAGCCCUCCGUCAUCCUCCUCUUCUACUCCUUCAUCCUCCUCCUCUCCGAUUGAGAGAGCGCCACGUUCCUCGCCCCAUGGCCAUGCUCCCAGCAGGCUUAGCGGUGCCACCCCCCUCUCUGAGCACAGCCAUUCCCAGGGGGGCCCUCACCACGUCCCCCCCAGCGCUGCCCCCCUCCCCCCGGGGCUGAACCUCACCGUGACCUCCUCAGCCGCCGUGACCGCCAAGCUCUCCCCUCCCCUCUCUCUGUCCUCCCUCUCCACCCUGUCGGCGUUCCCCUUCCCCUUCAGUGCCUUCCCCCUGCUGUCCCCCAGCACCCUCAGCUCCCCUUCCUACACCCCCUCCAGCCAGGCCAGCUUGGGGAAGCAGCCCUACCGGCCCUGGGGCAUGGAGAUAGGGGCUUUCUGAAUGAUCUUUAACCCCCCUCCACACAGAAUAAACUGACCAUAUAGAUCAAUAGAGGUCGCACCAUCACUAUGAACUCAACUCAGUUCACCAGCUGAGAAGGACCUUUCCAAGACAAUGUUUUUCUAGACCUUUCCAUGGCCAAGACAAUGUUUUUCUAGACCUUGCCAUGGCCAAGACAAGAUUAUGUUUUUCUAGACCCUUCCAUGGCCAAGACAAUGUUUUUCUAGACCUUUCCAUGGCCAAGACAAGAUUAUGUUUUUCUAGGCCUUUCCAUGGCCAAGACAAGAUUAUGUUUUUCUAGGCCUUUCCAUGGCCAAGACAAGAUGGAGUUUUUCUAUCUCACAUCCUAUAGAGGAUUUCUUAGAAAUUGUGUUUCAAAUCAAAGUUUGUUGGUCACACACAUAUUUUGCAGAUGUUAUCGUGGGUGUAGCUAAAUGCUUGUGUUUCUAGCUCCAACAGUACUGUAAUAUCUAGCUAAAUGCUUGUGUUUCUAGCUCCAACAGUAAUACCUAGCUAAAUGCUUAUAUUUCGAGCUCUAACAUUAAUACCUAGCUAAAUGCUUAUGUUUCGAGCUCCAACAGUGCAGUAAUACCUAGCUAAAUGCUUGUGUUUCGAGCUCCAACAGUGCAGUAAUACCUAGCUAAAUGCUUGUGUUUCUAGCUCCAAUA
Molecule: messenger RNA, 2334 nt
Organism: Oncorhynchus mykiss (rainbow trout)
Lineage: Eukaryota; Metazoa; Chordata; Actinopteri; Salmoniformes; Salmonidae
Product: hairy/enhancer-of-split related with YRPW motif protein 1
Biological process (GO): regulation of DNA-templated transcription
Molecular function (GO): protein dimerization activity; DNA binding
Source: RefSeq, a predicted model, not a curated record